CAGUCAGUGUGUGACUGACACCCUUGAGACAUGAGGUGGUUACUGUUCUUUGGGGCCCUUGUUGGGUCAGGCACCUGUAGCCGAGAAAAAUUCUUUGGGGACCAAGUGUUUAGGAUUAAUGUCAGAAAUGGAGACGAGAUCAGAAAACUGACUCAGUUAGUGAAUUCAGACAACUUUAAGCUCAAUGUCUGGAAAUCUCCUUCCACUUUGGAUCAGCCUGUAGAUAUUCUGGUCCCUUCUGUCAGUCUGCUGCCAAUCAAAUCCUUUUUGAAGUCCCAGGGCUUAGACUAUUCAGUGACCAUUGAAGACCUACAGGUGCUUUUAGAUAUGGAAGAUGAAGAAAUGCAGCACAAUGAGGGUCAAGAGCGGAGUGGUACUAGCUUCAACUAUGGAUCUUACCAUUCCCUGGAAGCUAUUUAUCAUGAAAUGGACAGCAUUGCCACAGAUUUUCCUGACCUGGCAAGCAGAGUGAAGAUCGGACAGACAUUUGAAAAGCGGCCCAUGUAUGUUCUGAAGUUCAGCACAGGAGGAGGCAAGCAGCGGCCGGCCAUUUGGCUGAAUGCAGGCAUCCAUUCCCGUGAGUGGAUCUCACAGGCCACCGCCAUCUGGACAGCAAGGAAGAUUGUAGCUGAUUAUCAGAAGGAUCCAGCUGUCACCUCCAUCUUGGAGAAAGUGGAUAUUUUCUUGCUGCCUGUGGCCAAUCCUGAUGGAUAUGUGUACACACAUACCCAAAACCGAUUAUGGAGGAAGACACGGUCUCGGAACCCAGGAAGCCGCUGCAUUGGUACUGAUCCAAAUAGAAACUGGAAUGCAAGUUUUGCAGGAGAGGGAACCAGUCACAACCCUUGCUCUGAAGUAUACCAUGGCCCCUACCCCAAUUCUGAAGUGGAGGUGAAAUCAGUGGUGGAUUUUAUUCAAAAUCAUGGGAAUUUCAAAUGCUUCAUUGACCUGCACAGUUACUCACAGCUGCUGAUGUACCCCUAUGGGUACACGGUCAAGAAGGCCCCAGAUGCUGAGGAACUGGAUGACGUGGCAAGGAGGGCAGCUGAAGCCCUGGCUUCCCGCUCAGGCACUAAGUACCGAGUAGGACCGACCUGCACCACCGUCUAUCCAGCUAGUGGGAGCAGCAUCGACUGGGCGUAUGACAACGGCAUCAAGUAUUCAUUCACAUUUGAGUUGAGAGACACUGGGCACUAUGGCUUCCUCCUGCCAGCCAGCCAGAUCAUCCCCACUGCGGAGGAGACCUGGCUAGGGCUGAAGACCAUCAUGGAGCAUGUACGGGACAACCUCUACUAGUCAAAAAGGCCAUUAUUAAAGGAGCUCACUCCUUCAUGUGUGGGUCCGAUCCCUCUGGGUGGACAGAGAACAUUGCCAGCUCCUCUUCAGUACAGCUCCCUGGAGAUCACGCAUCCUGGUGGUGACCCAUGAGAGCACUCCUGUCAGUACCAUGUUUGUUCCUGCUGUUUUGCUGAGCCCUUGGUGUGCCUUUCCAUCCCCUCAGCUGGUUAGGCAGGCUACAUUCAAGGUCAUUACCUCACUUUUAGAACAUCUCUGAUGGUUUUCUGGUCUCUUUCAUAUCUAGCCAAGUUAGGGAUCUGGCUCUGGUGGGGACCCAUGGCAAGUGCUAUAGGAGACAAAGCUUAUCUUUAGUUGAACUUCCUUUAAUUUUUCUGUUUCUGAAUUUUUUUUUUUUUUUUAAAGACAGGGUUUUACUAUGUUGCCCAUGUUAGCUUGAAACUCCUGGGGUCAAACAGUCCUCCUGCCUCAGUUUCUCAAGUGGCUGGGCACCAUCAUAUCCAGCUCAGAAACACUUUUCUUUGAGGAACAAAUCCCACAGGACCAUCAGCAUAGGCCUUUCCACUCUUCUUCUUUUUUUUUUUUGCCUUUUUGAGACAGGGUCUCCCUGUAGCCCCAGCUGGCCUGGAACUCAUUAUGUAGACUAGGCUGGCCUUGAACUCACAAAGCGCGGCCUGCCUCUGCCUCCCAAGCGCUGGGACUAAAGACGUGCGCCACCACUCCAGGCACCACUCCUCUUUUUAUUUGCUCUCUUCCCAUCAGGAGACUCAGAGUGUCCUGAUGAUUCCCCUUCUUGUCACUUUCUUCCCUUUGCUAUUCAGUGUCACUGAGAUCCACAAAGGGGUCACCAGCACUGUAGGCCCUGCUCACAGGGAUCAUGGAUGAAAUGGGAGCUAGAUUGCAAGAUCACUCAAUUAGCCCCAUCUGUCCUGUCCGGCUCAGCUCUACUCUGCCUUUUGAACUGACUUCAAAGAUCUUGCCCUCACCCCACAGGUCCUAAAUCAUCCCUCUGGCCUGGAUAAUCUCAGGGUCUCAGCACAUUCCAGCUCUGGCUCUAGUGUAUAUCUUGUGCUUCCUCUUCCUGUUUUUAAAGUUGUUUUCUAUUUUGCAUCUUGGGCCAGGGGACCUAUGUGGAACACGACUUCAUCAGUCAGACAUACCUCUUUUUCUUGUCUCAGCAUAUACCAUCUGUCCUUUUUUUUUUUUUUUCGUGUUUUUGUUUUCUGUUUUUUCUUUUCAUUUUUUCUUUUUUUCAAUCAUGUCUGUAAAUCUUAACCUUCUGCCUAGGAUUUGUGCAGCAUCUGGUGUGUCCUCAUAAUCCAAUAAAUAUUCAGUAUG
This is a messenger RNA of Nannospalax galili (Upper Galilee mountains blind mole rat), 2634 nucleotides long. It is a transcript of the gene Cpa4, whose product is annotated as carboxypeptidase A4. The record is from RefSeq and is a predicted model, not a curated record. Bases 31 to 1296 code for a protein of 421 amino acids. Lineage: Eukaryota; Metazoa; Chordata; Mammalia; Rodentia; Spalacidae. Gene Ontology annotation, molecular function: metallocarboxypeptidase activity; zinc ion binding. Gene Ontology annotation, biological process: proteolysis. The transcript has 11 exons.